AUGCCAAACAUCAAACCCAUAAUCUCCAGUCGGAGAUAUUCUCGAAAGGUUGAAAGUACUAAUGAGCAUUGGGAAAUAUUAGAAGAUGGAAUCAACAAGAUAUUCCAGGGCAAGGUUAGUGAAUUGUCAUUCGAGAAGUUAUACACUACAGUGUAUGGUUUAGUAUUAAACAAAAAUGGACCUCAGCUACAGCGAAUGCUAAGUAAACUGCUUUCAUAUCAUUUUGGUAUUGUUAGGGACACAUUAGAACAGCAAACAGGACUAGAUGCACUCGAGAGCUUAAAUUUACAAUGGGAUGAACAGAAAGUUUACUUAAGACAAAUAAGUGAUGUUUUCAUAUAUAUGGACUUAGUUUAUUCCAAACGAGAAAAUAAACCGGAUGUUUCAUCGUUAGGGUCAAGGCUAUUUGUGAACCAAGUUAUCGAACCAGUUUCGGAUAUGCUCAAGGAGUCGUUAAUUGAUGAGAUCAAUAAAGCUAGAACAACAUUCAAUGAAUAUGCAGGCCUCGAAAUUGUAAAAAAUGCUAUUUCUGUGUUAGCUAAAUUGGAGAUGAAGGAAGGAAUGAGUAGUAUCUUCCUAACUGAUUUUGAACCAUUUCUCCUGGAACGUUCAGAGAUAUAUUAUAAGUCGUUACAUGAAAGAUUGCAGCAAAGUCAAGAAGAUAAUGGGUGGAAAGAUUUCAAUGCGCUAUUAAGACUUUUGAAUGUUGAAGAUGAAAUGUGUAAAAGAAUAUUUGAUGACCAGGAUACAAUACUAAAAUUCCACAAAAUCGCCGAGAAGGCUCUAGUCUCGGACAAUAUAGAAGAAAUCGCAGCAUACAGCUUAAGAAAUAUUGUGAAAAAUAGUCAAAUCAAAGAAAUGAGUACAUUGAUGUCACUCUCUUCUUCAUUGAAGGACAGGAUUGUUAUUUUGGAACGUCUUUCCAAUUGUAUUACAGAUGACGUUAAUAGUAUUCAGGUUGAUAACACAAUUAGAAAGAAGUCCGGAGCUGCAGUAAAGUGGAUCCAAGAUUUGAUUUCAUUGAAGAUAAGAUAUUAUGAUCUUGUGUCCCAACUUUCAAAUGACCAGGCUCUAACUUACAAAUAUAUAAACGAGGCUUUCGGAAAGUCAAUCAACGAAAUCAAAGUCUUUCCAGAGUUUUUGUCAUUAUACUUUGAUACACUACUAAAAUCACCGGAUUCAAAUCUCAAAGAAAAUAUUACGGUGGUAAAAAAUUGCAUUUACUUCUUCAAACUUUUCAAGGACAAAGAUACUUUCGAAGUUAUAUACCGCCAGCAGCUUUCUAGAAGACUUUUGCAACAGAAAUCUGAUAUCAGCGAAGAGCAAGAAUUAAUUCUUUUACUCCAAGAGGAUGUCGGAGCCUCAUACACUUCUAAAUUAAGAGGCAUGCUCAGAGAUCUGCACCUUUCUAAAGCAUUCAUACAGAAGAACAAGAAAAUGUUACCUUCGAAUCAAUUAGAAUUGAACAUCUUAACGCAAAUGUUUUGGCCACUACAAAAAUCCGAUAUGAACAAACAAGUUAAUAUACCCGAUUCGCUAAUCUCAUUAAAAUCUGACUUUGAAAAGUGUUAUACUAUGGUACACUCUGGUCGUCUUUUGGAAUGGAUGUAUCAUUUGAGCACCAUCGAGAUAGCUUAUCAGUUCAGAGACUCAUACCACGAACUUUCCAUGCAGAUGUACUGCGGUAUAAUAUUUCUAUUAUUCAAAGAUCAUCAGUCUUUGACCUUCGAUGAAAUUGUUGAAUUGACUAACCUCCCCGUGCAAGAAGUGCGUCGAAAUUUAAUUUCGAUGUCUAUUGCUCCCAAAACUCGUAUAUUACGAAAGAGUCCGCCAGGUAAAACCGUUUCAAACGAAGAUGUAUUCUCGAUAAACCAGGAGUUUUCUGCUCCUCAAAGAAAGGUAAAGGUUCUAAUGGUUUUAAUGAAUAGUAAUAAUGGCAGACCACUUACUCCAAACGAAAAUUCAAGGACGUCGAUUGACAAGAAGUUACUUGAUUCAAGAUUGAGUGUAGUAAAUGCAACAAUAACAAGAAUUAUGAAACAAGAAAGGAAACUCCACCAUUCGCAGCUUCAAGAAAGGGUAUCAGCAUCAGUGAAUUUAUUUGAGGUAAAUACUAGCAUGUUCAAGACAAGCUUGGAAUACCUAAUAAAUAACGAAUAUAUCCAAAGGGAUUUUGACAAUACAACCUUAUAUCAUUAUUUACCCUGA
Molecule: messenger RNA, 2208 nt
Organism: Kluyveromyces marxianus DMKU3-1042
Lineage: Eukaryota; Fungi; Ascomycota; Saccharomycetes; Saccharomycetales; Saccharomycetaceae
Gene: CUL3
Product: cullin CUL3
Exons: 1
Coding region: 1-2208 (735 amino acids)
Biological process (GO): ubiquitin-dependent protein catabolic process; protein ubiquitination
Cellular component (GO): Cul3-RING ubiquitin ligase complex
Molecular function (GO): ubiquitin protein ligase binding
Source: RefSeq, a predicted model, not a curated record